AUUAUUCAAGAAGAAUAAAAUACAAUUAAUCCCAAGCCACCAAAUAUGGCAAAACGCCAUUUUAGUUCCCUUUUUUAUUUCUGUUAUCAAAACGUUACAUGAAGCUGAUCAUUGUUACAUCCAACACAAUUAACAAUUCAGAUUCUUCUCUCCAGUCUCCAACACCAACCCCCUAGACUCCAUGGAAGACCAGCGACCAACAAAGCCAUCACCAACAACGAAGACCUACAAGCUCACUGCCACUUCAAUCUCCUACACUAAAUCCACCACCACCACCACCACCACCACCACCUUUGCUGUACCACUCUUACUCUUCAAACAUUGCACAACAACCCCACCAACCUACAUCCUCAAAGACGUCUCCUUAACUGCAUACCCUUCUGAAAUCCUUGCCAUUGUUGGCCCAAGUGGUGCAGGAAAAUCCACCCUCUUAGACAUUCUCUCUGCUAGAACACUUCCAUCACAUGGAACUCUUGAACUCAACAAUUCCCCUCUUAUUCCUUCCACAUUCAGAAAACUCUCAGCAUAUGUUCCACAACAUGAUGCAUGCCUCCCUUUGCUCACAGUGUCUGAGACUUUUGCAUUUUCAGCACACCUCCUCAAGCCUAAAACCUCUGACAUUGCAGCCAUAGUUUCUUCUCUUCUCAGUGAACUGAGGUUAACUCAUUUGGCACACACAAGGCUCUCUCAUGGUCUAUCAGGUGGAGAACAUAGAAGAAUCUCCAUAGGCCUUAGUCUUCUCCAUGAUCCUGCAGUGUUGCUCCUUGAUGAACCAACUUCAGGCCUUGACAGCACCUCUGCAUUCAAGGUCAUGCAGAUUCUCAAAUCCAUUUGCGUUUCACGUCACAGGACAAUUGUUCUCUCCAUUCACCAACCAAGCUUCAAGAUCCUCUCUUGCAUUGAUAGGAUCUUGUUGCUGUCCAAGGGUACUGUGGUCCACCACGGAAGCCUUGCAUCACUCCAAGCAUUCUUACACUCAAAUGGCUUUACCGUGCCCCAUCAACUCAAUGCAUUGGAAUAUGCAAUGGAAAUAUUAAGUCAAUUGAACGAGCUUAAGCCUAUUACUCCACCAAGCAUUCCUGAAUCACCUGAAAGUUCAUCAGCUGCAAGUUCCAUAUCUGAUAACAAUGGACAUAGAUCCAAAGAGAUAAUAAGGUACAAGAGCUCCAGAAUCCAUGAAAUAUGCACUCUAUAUGGCAGGUUUUUGAAGAUAAUAUACAGAACAAGGCAACUCCUUUUAACAAACACCUUAGAGGCACUUCUUGUAGGGCUUGUUUUGGGAACAAUUUACAUCAACAUAGGGUUUGAUAAGGAAGGAAUUGAGAAAAGGUUUGGUUUAUUUGCAUUCACCUUAACAUUCCUACUAUCUUCCACAACAGAAACCCUUCCAAUCUUCAUCAAUGAGAGGCCAAUCUUGCUUAGAGAAACAUCAAGCGGGGUUUAUAGGCUCUCAUCAUAUCUCAUUGCAAACACACUUGUUUUCUUGCCAUACUUGCUUGUAGUUGCAAUCAUAUACUCCAUCCCAGUCUACUUCUUAGUUGGUUUAUGUGCUUCUUGGAUUUCUUUUGCUUAUUUUGUUCUGGUCAUUUGGGUAAUUGUUCUCAUGGCAAACUCCUUUGUGCUCUUCUUGAGUUCCCUGGCACCUAACUACAUUGCUGGCACAUCACUAUUAACAGUGCUUCUUGCAGCAUUUUUUCUGUUCUCUGGGUACUUCAUCUCAAAGGAGAGUUUACCAAAGUACUGGCUUUUCAUGCAUUUUUUGUCCAUGUACAAGUAUGCACUUGAUGCAUUACUCAUCAACGAGUACUCUUGUUUGGCCACAAGGUGUUUGAUAUGGUACCAAGAGAAUCAAGUUUGUAUGGUAACUGGGGGUGAUGUGUUGCAGAAGAGGGGGCUCCAAGAAAGUCAAAAAUGGACCAAUGUUUACUUCUUGAUUGGGUUCUUUGUGUUGUACCGUGUGCUUUGCUUGUUGGUUUUGAUUAGAAGAGUUUCAAGGUCCAAAACUUGAACACGGUUCUAAAUUCAUGCGAAGAAAUUGUGAGGCUAAUGACAGUAUUAUCAAUGGCUGAAUUGAAAAUGUUAUAUCGUCCGAAUGUGCUUUUGUUUUUGUUUUUGAUUUGAAAUACAGCCACAAAGAAAGUUUAUUUUGUAGAUAUAUGAUGAUGAAGUUGACUACUCUUGAUUCUACUCUA
Molecule: messenger RNA, 2192 nt
Organism: Arachis duranensis
Lineage: Eukaryota; Viridiplantae; Streptophyta; Magnoliopsida; Fabales; Fabaceae
Product: ABC transporter G family member 8
Exons: 1
Coding region: 182-2008 (608 amino acids)
Cellular component (GO): membrane
Molecular function (GO): ABC-type transporter activity; ATP binding; ATP hydrolysis activity
Source: RefSeq, a predicted model, not a curated record